AUGACUGAAAACAAUGAAACAACUCCUGUAAAAAAGGUUGUCCCAACAAUUAUUGAUGAUGACAAAAAUACCAAGCUGCACUACUCAGCUGCUGUUGGGAAAGAAGAAUUGUUGAAAGAUUUAGAAAGUGAACAAAAAAUUGAUACUGAAAAUUAUCUUGGUUGGACUCCUUUGAUGAUGGCUUGUAGAAAUGGACAUUUAAAUGCUGUAGAGUUGUUAUUGAACCACCGUGCUGAUGCCACAAAGAAGAAUAAAUAUGGUAUGUCUGUGUUCCUAGUGAGCAUAAGUAGUGGAAAAUUAGAAAUAGUACAUUUGAUUUUGCAACACCUUCUCUGUGGAGGCGUUUCAAGACAGAGUAUGCAAAAAUGGUUUUCGCCCCUGUCUAUGGCAAUUUUAUUCAACGAUCAACAUAUUCUAAGGUAUUUGAUUGAACAAAGUUUUGACUUGAAUGCUACUACACGACUGACAGGUAUCUCACCAUUAAUGUUUGCAGCUGCUAUGGAAAAUUGUGAGGCGUUCACUCUACUUAUCUCCAAAGGGGCAAAUGCCACAUUAAAAAACUGUUUUGGUUUUACUGCAAAUGGAAUUACAGAAUUCAGAAACCAGAAGCUGGAAGGGAAAUAUAACGAAACAAAUUUUCUCAACCCUGCAAAUUUGAUAACAAAUGGUCCGCAUAUGCAACCUCAAAUGCCUGUACCCCCUUACAUUGUCAUCAGCAGUCCUCAACCAACAUUUUAUCAACUAUCUCCUAACCAGUUAGUUCCUUCACAUAUGAGAAAAUCCUCCAAUACUAUAUCACCCGGCUUUUAUUUUACGACUCCAAAUGUGACACCCAUUACUCCAUUAAGCUUUGUACCCCCGCCUCAAGUAUUCUUCCCACCUGAAUUUUCGCCCAACCAAAUGUACAGUACAACUUCAGUACCAAACUAUUAUAAUGACACUGAUUUUCUCAAUGUUAGGGUGAAUUCAAGUAAUGUCUAUUUAUCUCCCAUUCCUCAAACCAUGAAUUACCCCUCACCUUGUGUAUAAGUUAGUUUUUUAAAUGUUUAAUUUUACAU
Molecule: messenger RNA, 1058 nt
Organism: Anoplophora glabripennis (Asian longhorned beetle)
Lineage: Eukaryota; Metazoa; Arthropoda; Insecta; Coleoptera; Cerambycidae
Product: ankyrin-1-like
Exons: 3
Coding region: 1-1029 (342 amino acids)
Cellular component (GO): nucleus; cytoplasm
Molecular function (GO): protein binding
Source: RefSeq, a predicted model, not a curated record